Brassica napus (rape) is the source of this 2407-nucleotide messenger RNA. Its product is annotated as branched-chain-amino-acid aminotransferase 1, mitochondrial. The record is from RefSeq and is a predicted model, not a curated record. Gene Ontology annotation, biological process: branched-chain amino acid metabolic process. The coding region runs from base 1163 to 2323 and encodes 386 amino acids. The transcript is spliced from 10 exons. Gene Ontology annotation, molecular function: branched-chain-amino-acid:2-oxoglutarate transaminase activity. Lineage: Eukaryota; Viridiplantae; Streptophyta; Magnoliopsida; Brassicales; Brassicaceae.
AUACAGAACAAAAAAGACCUCACUGUUCUUUUGAUAUCACGACAAUAUGGAAAGAGACAAAUUACGGAUGGAAAAAGUUGUCUUUGUUUUUUAAUGGGGUAUUCAUGGUCUAUAGAAGAGUUCACACUAAUCUUUAAACCGGAAGUAUAAAACACGGAAAAAAAUUCUUUUUGGAUAUUCAAAUGAGAUCCAAAGUAUGGUUUCAUAUCCGCUUAACUACACCACCUUAGUCCGGUCAAAUUGUUUCGAGCAUAUAAAAUACUAUUUCCACUAAAUGUUUUGCCUGCGUUUCUUACUUUUAAUUCUCUUAUGAUUAAGAAUUUUCUUUUUUUGGAUAAUAAUCAAUAUAUAUAUAUAUAUAUAUAUAUUAUCCUUUUUCUUUAUAAAUUUUUUUUUUGUGCUUAAUAUAUACUCCAUUUGUUUCAAAUAGUUGAUGUUUUAGAUGAAUGCACAAGAAUUAAGACAUACACAUUCUCCUAAAAAGUAACACACUAAAAAUAUAAAAUAAAUCUAAUCCAACCAAUCAUCAAAAAUACUAUAAAACAUCAUUGGUCACACAGUUUUCAAUGAACUUUAAACUAAUUAAAAAAUAUAAAACAUCAUAUAUUUUGAAACAUCAAUAACUCUUCAACAUAUCAUCUAUUAUGAAAUUGAGGGAGUAUAUACUAAGUGUUUGCAUGUAUAUACAUGCAUAAUCAUCUCAAAGUUGCUUAUUAAUAUAUAUAUGUACCAAUUAAAAACUAUCAUGAUAAAUUAUUUUUUAUUCUCUACAAGGUUUAAACCGAAUAUCAAAUUAUUUAUAUAUAACGAAAAAUUAAUAAGCUCGUUAUCGCCUUAAACUGAAUACCAUCUAGACCAAAGCACAAGUUACAACAUAUCUUUCACGGUACUUUAAUUUGGUGGUAAGGGUAAAGAAAAGUUAUGGUUUCACAAAGCUAGUAUAAAUACAAGUACUAGUAGCAGUAAACAUAGUUGUAAUUGCCUCUAGUCUACUCUUCUCUUCUCUCUCCCUCUUUGUAGUUUCUGGAAUAUUUUCUUCUGAGUAUGCUGUAUGCACAAGCUCAUUAUUCAUUUUCUAUAACCUCUGAAAAUAGAAUCAUACAGUAACAUUUAUCUUAAAGAGUUUCAGUUUGGUGCACACAAAGCUCAUACAACAUUCUUCAUGGCUCUUCGCUGCUUAUCUCAAUCUUCAACAACUUUGUUCUAUCUCUCUAACAUCUGUGGAUUUCGUAUGCAUGGGACUAAGGCAGCAGUUUCUGUUGUAGAAGAACAUGUCUCGAAGAUGGUGGGGACAGGACGUGAGGAUGAAGAGUAUGCUGAUGUGGAUUGGGACAACCUCGGAUUCAGUCUUGUACGGACAGAUUACAUGUUCGCCACCAGAAGUUGCAGAGAAGGAAACUUCGAACAAGGUUGCCUUAGCCGUUACGGCAACAUCGAGCUCAACCCUGCUGCUGGAAUUCUCAACUACGGCCAGGGAUUAAUCGAGGGGAUGAAAGCUUACAGAGGAGAAGAUGGUAGGGUUCUUCUAUUUCGUCCAGAGUUAAAUGCCGUGCGUAUGAAGAAAGGAGCAGAGAGAAUGUGUAUGCAUUCUCCUUCUGUUCAACAGUUUAUUGAAGGUGUUAAGCAAACCGUUCUUGCAAACAGACGCUGGGUUCCUCCUCCUGGAAAAGGCUCCUUGUAUCUCAGACCAUUGUUGUUUGGAAGUGGAGCAAGCUUGGGUUUGUCUGCAGCAUCAGAGUUUACGUUUCUUGUGUUUGGUUCUCCUGUUCAAAACUAUUUUAAAGAAGGUACAUCAGCACUGAAUCUCUACGUUGAGGAGGUGAUUCCACGCGCGUAUCUUGGAGGAAGUGGUGGCGUUAAGUCCAUUUCUAAUUACGGUCCAGUGCUUGAAGUCAUGAGAAGAGCGAAAGCGAGAGGGUUUUCGGAUGUUUUGUAUCUGGAUGCAGAAACUAAGAAGAAUAUGGAGGAAGUUUCUGCUUCUAAUAUAUUCCUUGUGAAGGGGAAUACAAUAGUGACUCCAGCUACAAACGGGACGAUUCUCGGAGGGAUCACACGAAAGAGCGUAAUCGAAAUUGCUAUUGAUCUUGGUUACAAGGUGGAAGAACGAGUAGUUCCGGUAGAAGAACUGAAGGAAGCAGAAGAAGUUUUCUGCACUGGAACUGCCACCGGAGUUGCUUCUGUUGGGAGCAUCACGUUUCAGAACACCAGGACUGAGUACAAAGUUGGAGAUGGGCUUGUAACGCAGCAACUUCGAUCUAUUCUUGUCGGAAUACAAACUGGUUCUAUCCAAGACACUAAGAAUUGGGUGUUGGAGAUAGAUUAAUUUCAGAGAAAAAUAAAUCAAUUGUUAUGUUGCACUCUUUGAUGUAUCAAAAGAUUUGGAACUCUCGAAAUGGGCGUUGUCACA